CUCUAUUAGCGCUCAUCUCUAUCUGUACAUAGCGCUUGUGAAAUAUUUGUUUGCGGCUUUUGUACAUCAAAUAAUAUUAACAAAUGAGCCGCGCUCCUCUUGACACUUGGACCAAACGCGAACAACUAUGCCUGGCAUCAGCAGUUUCGUGCAGUGGCGACCAGAAUUGGAUAACAGUUAGCCGCACACUUAAAACAGUUUGUGGCAAUGGAAAUUCUCGACCCGCGGAUUGGUAUUCUCAGAAAAACUGUGCCGUCCAGUAUGGCCACCUUCUGGAGACGGUUGAGACCACAAAACGCAAGAAACGCACCAACGAAAGCAGCGGCUUCUCUUCUCCGGCUACCGUCGUCGUGGAGACUCCCACAGAGAUCCUGCUGCGGCGGCUAACUGAAGAGCGCCUGCUGGAAGUCAAAACUCAGAUGCGCCGAGAUCAGGAGCUGUAUAGAAAGGUGCAACGGGAAAUUGAGGCCUUGCAAUCUGAUGAAAUAACUGAGGAGGAGCUGCAGACGAUGUGGCAGGAAAUAGAAAAGGAACAGGAAACAAAGCGCAUCGAUGAAAUGAAGCUGGAGAACCGAAUGCGGGAGCGCGAGCAACGGAAAAAGGAUAUUGCUGGCAACUGGCGUAACCGAGAAAGUGCAACAGGAAGACGCUCCAAUCUAGCUGCCGACACAACUUCUGUGGACAUGGAUGUGGAGGAUAUUCCAGCCGCCAACCCAGCUGGAAACAGUAAUAAACAGCAAGCAGCUCCUGCUCCCUUGCUAACAUCGCUACUUAAAUCGCCCGGUGGCAGCAAUAGCAACACCGCCACAUCUCCAACAGGCAGCUCCGGGGGCACAGGCGUAGCUCGUGCAACGGCAACGGCGCCAACGAUAACUUCGUUGCUGACAAGUGGCGCCAGUGCCAUGCCCAGUCAGCCGGCAGUCAUAUUGAAAAGCUCAAACGAUCCAGAAUUUAUGACACGACCCAUUAGCGGACCGCCGCCACCUGAGGUGCCCAUCACCGAGCGCAGCCCCUCACAGGCAGCGCCGACGCUGUCCAUGCUGCUGGAGAAGAAUAAAGUAGCUGCAGCAGCAGCCACUGCUAAUAAACCGAAUGAAUCGCCAACAAAGUCCACAGAUGCCGAGGCAAACGUCAGUGACAAACAGGCUGCAGCAGAUCUGGAGGCAAUUUUCACGGAUGAUCCCGCGGAGCAGCAUCUCAUCGAGGAUUUUUGCAAGAACAUUAUUGACGACAUUGGCAUCGACAUGGUCAGCGUUAUUGAUGAGGAGAUAUUAAAGAAUGUUGACAACGUUGUUUCACCGGCUGAGGCGCCAGUCAAAGCUGAGGCAAUUGACUUUGAGGAGAAACUGGAAUCGCUAAAGCAUGACGAAACAGCCAAUCGCAAGUCCAGUCAAUCGCCGGCACAGCCGAAAGCACAGGAAGUGGUCAUUGGCUCCAGUGAUGACUCCAACGAUAAUAUACCAUUGGCAGCCGUGGUAUCACAGGAGAGCAAGGAGCGCAGUCAGCCAUCAGUUGAAGCCCCAGACAUGGCCAUAGAUGAUGCGGAAAUAAUCGCCGAGGAGUUGAACGAGACAAUAACAAUUGCCAGCAGCUCAAGCGAGGAGAAUGCUCGGGAAGUGCCCACGCCUGUGGUGGCUGAUACAGCAGAGGCAGUUGAAACAGCAGUUAGCAAAUCUCCUGCAGCAACUGAAGCCAACACACCCGAAGCCAGCAAAAAAACAGAAGAAGCUACUGCUUCGGAUGAGCCAGAAGUGAAAGCUGAGCAAGUAGAGGCCAGCAGCGAAGUGCCCAAAGAGGAACCCAGCAAGGAAAGCAGUUCGGAAACAUGCAAACAAACAGCCGAAGCCAGUACAGAGCUGAAGACGCCUGCACCCACUGCUGCCAGUUCAGUGCAUGACACGGACGAGGAAUCUUCCUCGCUGACGGACAGCAGCAAAGCGGAUGAGCCCAUCCGCAAUACGAAAUCAACAAAGCAACAUGCGGAAACCAAGCCCGAUCCAGAGCCGACUAGUGGCACACGGCAGACGCCACCCAGCGGCUUUGGGUUAUCCAGCACACCUGCUCCUGCGCCCCUUUCUGCACGUGCGCCAUUGUUGCGCAGGCUGCCGCAUCGCGAUCGUUCGGAGAGUCCCAUGGUGGAUGAUGAUACAACAACGGCCAGCGACCAUUCCACAGCCAGAUCCAGUACACGGCGUCGCUGCUCCUCAACUCCUGUCAUAGACAGCAUACCCAAUUCACCGGCGUCCAGUGAGCACACUGACGAUCGUCGGGAGACGCGUGGCGCCUCCAAGAAGCUCUUCCUCAGCAUUUACAGCACGCUGCAAGAGAGCAAGCAUGCGGCGCCCUUUCGGCGCGCCUUUAACGACGAGCAUCCCCACAAGAAGGCCGAGCUGUGCCUGCGUCCCAUGGAUCUGCCCACCAUCAAACGCAACAUCGACUCCGGCCAUCUACGCAGCAUUAACGAACUGCAGCGGGAUGUGCUGCUCAUGUGCCAGAAUCUGUUGCUGGUCUACAAGCCGCACACAGCGCAGCACAAGACGGCGUUGCUGUUCAUGCAAGAAUGCAGCUCGCUCAAGGAGUUCGCGUCUAUCACUCACAUGCAAUCCGACAACAGUUCCUCCAGCAGCAGCAGCAGCAAAGUGGAGAAGGAGAAAGAGAAAGAAAAAGAAAAGGAGAAGGAGAAGGAGCGUACACCAGCAGGCAACAAAGCACGCAGUGGUUCGCGCAAGAGCCAAAGGCAUCAUUAGACUAAUUUCAUUAUUAUUAAUAUUAUUUUUCCAUAAUCAUGUCAA
Messenger RNA from Drosophila navojoa, 2792 nucleotides. It is a transcript of the gene Brd8, whose product is annotated as Bromodomain containing 8. Gene Ontology annotation, cellular component: NuA4 histone acetyltransferase complex. The record is from RefSeq and is a predicted model, not a curated record. NCBI's taxonomy places the organism in Eukaryota, Metazoa, Arthropoda, Insecta, Diptera, Drosophilidae. Gene Ontology annotation, molecular function: protein binding.